This is a messenger RNA of Dictyostelium purpureum, 5310 nucleotides long. RefSeq lists its product as uncharacterized. The transcript has 3 exons. The coding region runs from base 1 to 5310 and encodes 1769 amino acids. The record is from RefSeq and is a predicted model, not a curated record. Lineage: Eukaryota; Evosea; Eumycetozoa; Dictyosteliales; Dictyosteliaceae.
AUGCAAACUAAUAUAUAUGAUGAAAAUCAAGAAAAUCUUUCCAAAUACAUCAAAAAUAAUUUAAGUGACCCAUUUUAUCUUAAAAUUAAAAUAAAGCUCAAUGAAAUUUUAAAUAAUAAUAAUAAUAAUAAUAUUAUUAGUCAAAAUAUUGAAUAUAUAAUAACACUUAUUAAACCACCACAACAAUUAAUAAUGAUCAAUCCUGACAUCCGAAAUGAUUUUUUAAAUUCACCCAAUAUAAACCAUGAAAUAUUUAAUCCAAUAAAAAAAAAUUUAGAAAUAAUUGAAAAAACAAUAAAUGAUAUUAAAAAUAAUAAUGAUAAUGGGUAUAACGAUUCAAUAAUUAAGGAAAUUGAACAAUACCAUAAAUCACAUGAAUCAUUUAUAGAAGAUAUAAUAAAAAUUGCCAAUGAAACAAAAAAAUUAACUGGAAAACCUGCAUCACAUAGAAUUUUUAAAUCUCUACCUUUAUUUAUCAGUGAGGAUUUGGAAUAUUAUCAAGUUAAAUCAAUAGACCGAGCCUAUAAAAUUUCAUCAUAUGACCAAAAAGAGUAUGAAUUUAAAAAGGAAAAUAAAUCAGGAAUAAGCUAUGUAAGUUUAUUGGACCAAGUUUGUUACAAAAUUGAUAAUGGAUCUCAUCUAUUAAAACCGGCAAAAGAAUAUGCAAUAUACCAAUUCAAUAAAUCAUUAUUCCCAACAUUACUUCUCGUCUCUCCAACACAGUUAUUUGUACUAGAUAAUUUAAGAACUUUUAUACCAGAUCAUAUUAAGAAACAUUUAGGAAAAAUAAAAACAACUCAAAACCAACGUUCGAUUUCGAUACUUUUAGAAAAAGAUCCAAAUAUUUAUAACGAUAUAGAAAAUAGUUUGCAAAACGAAACAGUUUUUAUUCAAGCAUCAUUAGAAAUUAAAGGAGAAACACUUGAGAAUUAUUUAAAACGACCAUAUACAAACUAUAAUCAAAUUAAUUUGAAAAGUUACAGUUCACAUAUUAUAUCAAGUCUAUUAUCAAUUCAAACAGACUACAAACCAGAUAAUCUUAUAUUAGAAGAAAAUACAAAUAAUAUUAUUGGUAUUGAUAAUGACGAGUCAUUGGAAUCAAAUGAAAUCGAAAUAUUACCAAAAAACAACAAAGAUGCCUACACCAGGGUCGGAAAUAUAUUAUUUACACUCAAAGAAUUAAUGAUACAGCAAAUCGAUGAAGAAAUCAAAAAUCAAUUUAUUCAACACACACCAUCACUCUUUAUUUUAAAAUGGUUAAAGCUAAUUGAAAACAAACAAUCAAACUAUGAUUCUAUUAUUUCAAAAUUGCUAGAUCCUUAUGAAACUCACAGCCAUAAUCCACAAGUAAACAUUUAUAGAAAUGAAUUAAAUUUACCUUUAAUGUUUAUUAAAGGCUGGAUAACUUUAAUGUUUCAAAGAUUUAAAACAAUUAGACAACAUUUAAUAUCAAAUCCAAACUCAACACACCAGGAACUAUUUAGUUUAAUACAUCCACUUUUAAAAUUAAAUAAACACUCAUCACCUAUAUCUCAUGAAAAUAUCCAAGAAUCAAUUCAAAAAAAAGCAACUAUAAAUCAAAACAGAAUAUCAAUUACAGAUGCAAUUAAAGAACUAGUAUCUGAAGCCGAUUAUAAUGACUUAAUAGAAUGUAAAUCUUCAUAUGGUGUAAAUGAAUGUGGUCCAUUUUGUAACACUGGUUGUAAAACAAAAAAUAUUAUUGUCGAAUGGUUAGAAAUCAUUUAUUCAACAUAUAAUAGUAAAGAUGAUAAAGUUCCAUUCCACAACUCUUGGUAUCAAAAUAAAGAUCAUUUAUUUAAAAGAUUAUUAAAAUAUGGAACAUCUAUCAAUUGUAUCGAACUAGUUGUGAAAUCAUUGGACAUCAAAAUUAAUAACGAAAACUAUCUUGCAACUAUAGUUGAAAGCGAAAUACUAAAGAAUCCAAACAGCUGGUACUUGGUCGAAUUUUUAAUCAAUUAUUUUAGUUUAGAUAUUGAAAGAAUCGAAAAUGGAUAUACAUUAUUAGAUCUAUCAUCAUCAAAUUACAAUUUCAAUGUAUUCAUAAAUUUAAUUAAAAUAGGUGCUGGAAAAAACUCAAAUGGAAUAGCUAUUGGUGUAUUUUAUCAAAAAAAAUUCACACAUCAACAAAAAUUAGAGUUAAAACCUUUCUUAACAAAUUUAUUUUUAAUUAAUCCAAAAAUCACAUGGAAUAUUUCAUUGAACCAACUAUUCCCUUUAGAAAAUACAAUUACAACCAAUAAUAACAAAUCAAUAAAAUAUUUAGAAACAGAUGGAACAUUAAGAAGAGUAAUAUCAGAAGAGUAUUGGAAGAAACUAUUUGAUCAAGAUGGUACACCAAAGAAAACAAAUGAAAAUGGUAAAAGAGCAGUCACACUAAUUGAAGAUGAAUAUGGUAAUGGUAUCUAUUUAAAAUUCAAACCACAGUUCCCAGGAAUUGAAUAUGCAGUACAAAUACUAUCAGAACAAAUAUUUGGUGAGAAUUUAACAACAAAUAGUGAAUUAGGAUUAAUCAAUUCAAUUCCAGUAUUAUUAUCACAAAAAAUAUCAGGUGAAGUUUUAGUGGAUAUAUUAAAUCAAAGCUCAGAUGUAAUUAACGAAAUUGAAUCUUCAAAUAUCUCAAAGCAAAUAAUAUUAUCAAUAAUUAUUAAUAAUUCAGAUGGUAAUUUGGGAAACUAUAUAGUUGUACCAAAAUAUAACAACUUAAACAAUAGAAUUAUAUACAAAAUGUUUUCAAUUGAUAACGAUCAAUCAUUUAUGCCACCAAAAGCUAUUGGUUUUAUAAAUUAUCUCAAACCUAUACAAGCUGAUACUGUAUUAUUUUUAUUUGAUCAAAUGAAUCAUAUUGUGCAUCAAAAUAUUAUCAACUGUUUCAAAGAUUUAGAUAUUUACAAUAUUUUAGAAAAAUGGUUAGAAAAUUUAAUAACUUAUCAUAACAAAAUGUUAAAACUAUUUUCAUCAAAAAAAAAAGAAUUAAAACAAAAAAAAGAAACUAUUAUUGGAGUAUCAUUUAACAAUGGAAUGAUUGUACAUUUAUAUUCAAAGCUUAAACGUUUACAACAACUUUUAAAAGAUAAUACAAAAGAAACAAUAACUCACAUUGAUUUAUUAAGCAAUUUAGAACCAUUUAUUGCCAAAAGAUACAAACCUUAUUUAAAUUUAAAAAUAUCAAUAAAAGAAAGAUAUAACAAAUAUUUCAACUAUAUAAAUCCAACAAUCCAACAAUUAACAUGUACAACACACUCAUCAGCACAAAUAUUACAAUCAAAAGGUAUUCCAAAUUCAAAUGAUAUUUUUUCUAAGCUAUGGGAAGAAGAAUAUAGUCCAGUUAAAACCUUAGGUGAAUUACGCAACCAAAAAAAAAAGGUAAACCAUAUAUCAGAUCUCAUUUUUAAACUUGAUCAAAAAGAAUCAUAUAUUAUAUCAAAUUAUGACAUCGAAUGUUUAUUAGAAGCAGAUUUCAGUACAAUUACAGAGCAACAAUUUAUUACACUUUCCGAAUAUUUAAAAUUAAAAGAGAUAUCUGUUCUUAGUUUUAGAAAUAGUAAAUUACAAUUUAACCCAUCUAAACAAUUUAAUUUAUACUCAAUUGUCGUACUUGAUUUAUCUGGAUGUACCAAUUUACUUAAUUUAGGAAACCAAGGUUACUUUUCAACAUUAGAAUUUAACCUAUUAAACAAACUAAAACUUGACAGGUGCCCACAACUUUCAUCUGUGAAUAUUUCAGCUCCAAAUUUAGUUUUUUUAAGUGCUACUGAAUGUAAAAAGCUUGACAAUUUUAAUUUCAAAACACCAUCAAUUAAAUAUUUAAAUGCAAAAGGUUCUAAAUUACAAAACUCUGAUAUUUUUGACUUAAGUAUCGAUAAAUCAAUUAAUUUAGAGUACCUUAACAUAUCAGAAACUGAAUUUUCAAUAAUUAAAAUCAAAUCAACCAAAUUAAAAUGUUUAGAUAUCUCUUUAAUGAAGAAAUUAACAACUGCAUAUUUAGAAGUACAAUCAAUAGAAUCUAUUAACUUCCAAGAAUGUGAUUCUUUAAAACUAAUAUCAACAAUGCAAAAUAACUUCGAUAUCAACUUUAAUUUAGAUAUACUUUUAAAUAAUCAAGAAACUAUUGAGAACAUUAAAGAAAGAAAGAUUUCACUCAAUUUAACUGCUUCAAAACUGGUAGAUAAUAUAAAAGAGUUAGAAGGUCGUUCUUGUAUGUUUAUAAGUGAAUUAGAUGAAUACUUUUUAAUACCAAUAGACUCAUAUUCCGACUAUCAUUAUUUUUUUGGUAAAGAUUUGAUGACAAAACUCAUAUUAAAAAAAGGAGAUCUGCUUCAAUUUAGUAAUUAUAACAAUUUUCUGAUAACUAAAAAAGAAGAUCACUUUCAAAUUGGUGGCCUCCGAAAUAUGGAUCUGCGACUUAUUUCAUACAACAAACCCUUUUCAAUAAGUUUAUUUUAUACAAAUAAAUUUAUUGAUAGAUAUGAAAAUUAUAAAGUUCUAAGUUUCGGCCAAGGAUUUAAUGGUAUUUUAAAACUUACCACAAAAAUUAUAAUCUUAAUUAUUGGUAAUAUAGGAAAACCAAUGAAAGAAGGAUCAAUACCAAAUUAUUUACCUUUUUUAAGAUUAAAUAAUUACAAUCAUUCAUUAAAACCAUCGAUUAUUCCUCAAAGCACCAACAUUGUUCAAAUGUAUACCAAAAUCCAUGAUUCAAAUUCACCAAAAGAUCAAACAACAAUUAACUACAACAACUUUAGAAAUACUUUAUACAUUAAACAUCUUCUUAUUUUCAAAUCAAAAUAUUGGUAUUAUUUUAGAGGAGCACCAAAACUAAUAGGAAAACAUGGAAAAAUAGAAACAAAUAUCCCAGAAUUAAUAAAAUCAACUAAAGCUUUUAAAGAAAGUUUAAACAUCCAAUCAAUAAAAGAUGAUGUAGAAAUUUUAGAAUAUUGGGAUAAAAUUAAUACAACAUAUGAAACUAUUCCAAGCGAUAUAGAAUAUUUAUAUUUAGGUGAAAUUGAAGGAUCAUUACCAACCAUUCCAAAUACAGUGACAUCAAUAGAGCUUUGUAAUGAAUUUAAUCUUAAACUAUCACCUGGAGUCAUUCCUGAUUCGGUAACCUCUAUCUAUAUUGGCGAUAUUAAAGAACCACUAGUUCGUAAAUCAAUACCAAAUAAUAUUACCCAUUUUAGUGUAUUCCGAGGAUACAAACAUUCAUUAAAGAACAUUAUACCAGAUUCAGUAUCAUAUCUAUAUCUCGAAGAAUUCAAACAUCUAUCUCAAAUAAUAUCACAAAAUGAAGAAUAA